Quercus robur (English oak) is the source of this 1109-nucleotide messenger RNA. RefSeq lists its product as uncharacterized. The transcript has 7 exons. The record is from RefSeq and is a predicted model, not a curated record. Bases 123 to 608 code for a protein of 161 amino acids. Lineage: Eukaryota; Viridiplantae; Streptophyta; Magnoliopsida; Fagales; Fagaceae.
AGCUUACCUGCAACAGGCUACAUCAACUAGUGCCGUUUGAACUGGAACACAAACAUUACACUCCGAGUAGGAGGGGUGUACAAAGGUAACCACCGCAGACUUGGGAAGAUCUGCUUCGUACCAUGCGCACGUUAGCCUCCCACCUCACUUCUUAUUUGUGUAGAAGAAAACUUGGAUGCAAUGUACAGUCUCGCAGUUCCUCAUCAUUCAAUGUAAAAGAUGAGCUCUCCAUUGAGAAGGAUGCUGAAAGAAAGAUAGGGUGGUUAUUGAAACUAAUCUUUGCUGGGACUGCAUCAGCUGUUGCUUACCAGUUAUUUCCGUAUUUGGGUGAUAAUUUGAUGCAACAGUCCGUGUCGCUGUUACAUGUCAAGGAUCCUUUGUUUAAGAGAAUGGGAGCAUCUCGAUUAGCCCGUUUCGCAAUAGAUGAUGAAAGGAGGAUGAAAAUAGUAGAGACUGGUGGGGCUCAAGAGCUCUUAAAUAUGUUAGGGGCUGCUAAGGAUGACCGCACACAGAAGGAAGCUUUGAAGGCCCUUACUGCCCUCUCACACUCAGCUUGUACAAUCACAAUUAAAACUGGACUCUAUCAGAACAGUUCCACUGUGUGGUAACUAGUAAAAACCAUUUGGGAAGAGGAAGGCGUUAGAUGAAGCUGUUAGAGCUUUACACCUUGCUGGGGCCGUCUCAGUUAUCAGGUCUGCCCCACAGUCCGUUGAGGAUGCAGAUGUUGAAAAAUACAAGUCAAGCCUGCUGAAGAGAUUCCAAGACCUGAGAUAUGAUGUUUCAUCUUGAGAUGUGACCAGGGUACCUGCCUUUAACUUAAGGCUUCAAACACCAAUAGUAAAAUAAAAAAUAUGUCUGCAUGUGCAAGGAACUCUGUUUUGUAAGGAUAGGUAGAAUGUCUCCUCUAUCUUUUUUGUUUAAUCUAAUAAGAAGAGUUUCAAAAAAAAUUUCUUUUUAAAAUUUGCCUUGUUUCUUGGAUAAACGAUUCUUUUUAUUUACUUCAUUUUCUUUCCUUUAUUUAUGUGAUGGGUGAUUCCUUGUAGAAAACUCUGACAGCAGGCCACAAUGGCAUUAGUGCAAAUUCAUAAAUCUCAAAUUUUAGCUGCCAA